Mirounga angustirostris (Northern elephant seal) is the source of this 10519-nucleotide messenger RNA. It is a transcript of the gene ZNF282, whose product is annotated as zinc finger protein 282. Bases 132 to 2075 code for a protein of 647 amino acids. The transcript is spliced from 8 exons. The record is from RefSeq and is a predicted model, not a curated record. NCBI's taxonomy places the organism in Eukaryota, Metazoa, Chordata, Mammalia, Carnivora, Phocidae. Gene Ontology annotation, biological process: regulation of DNA-templated transcription.
GGGAGCGCCGCCGAAGGGGACUGUUUGCUCCUACGGGCUGUAGAUGGAGCUGUCCGGCCCCGGCGAGGGGGAAGGCGCCUGGAAAACGUUCUUCUCCCUGGCCGGCCCGAGCGGGGAACAGCACUCCCAGGAUGCAGUUUGUGUCAACACGGCCGCAGCCUCAGCAGCUGGGCAUCCAGGGCCUGGGGCUGGACAGCGGGAGCUGGAGCUGGGCCCAGGCUCUGCCCCCGGAGGAGGUCUGCCACCAGGAGCCGGCGCUGCGCGGGGAAAUGGCCGAGGGAAUGCCGCCCAUGCAGGCUCAAGAGUGGGACAUGGAUGCCCGGCGACCGAUGCCUUUCCAGUUCCCGCCCUUCCCAGACAGGGCACCUGUCUUCCCUGACCGCAUGAUGAGAGAGCCCCAGCUGCCCACGGCAGAGAUCUCACUCUGGACCGUGGUGGCCGCCAUCCAGGCCGUGGAAAGGAAGGUGGAGGCUCAGGCCAGCCAGCUGCUAAAUCUGGAGGGGCGGACGGGGACGGCCGAGAAGAAGCUGGCCGACUGCGAGAAGACGGCCGUGGAGUUCAGCAACCACAUGGAGAGCAAGUGGGCCGUGCUGGGGACCCUGCUGCAGGAGUACGGGCUGCUGCAGAGGCGGCUGGAGAACAUGGAGAACCUGCUGAGGAACCGAAAUUUCUGGGUCCUGAGACUGCCCCCGGGCAGCAAGGGGGAGGUCCCCAAGGUUCCCGUGACGUUUGUCGACAUCGCUGUUUACUUCUCUGAGGAUGAGUGGAAGAACUUGGACGAAUGGCAGAAGGAGCUUUACAACAACCUUGUUAAGGAGAACUAUAAAACCCUGAUGUCCCUGGACACGGAGGGUGCAGUGCCCAAGCCAGAUGCUCCAUCCCAGGUGGAGCCCAGGGAAGAGCCUUGCGUGUGGGAGCAGCGUGACCCAGAAGAGAGAGAAAUCUUAAUGGAUCCAGACACAGGAGCAGAGCCCCUGGUGUCUGCACAGGAUUCAUCAUCGCAGGUGAAACGGGAGGAAGCCCUAUGUGUCCGGGGUCAGCGGGGCCUGGAGGAAAGAGCCAUCCCCACGGAGUCCAUUACUGACUCCCCGGCCUCUGCCCAGGACCUCUUGUCCCGGAUUAAACAGGAGGAGCACCCAUGCGUAUGGGAUCAGCAGGAUCUGGCAGAGAGAGAUAUUCCAACGGACCCCAAUUCAGAGUCUCUGAUCUCGGCGCACGACAUUCUGUCAUGGAUCAAGCAGGAGGAACAGCCGUACCCAUGGGGCCCUCGCGACUCAAUGGAAGGAGAGCUCGGACUAGAUUCUGGCCCCAGUGACAGCCUGCUGCUGGUGAAGAGCGCGCCCCCCGGGCCGCAGCCGCCGCCGCCGCCGCCGGCCCCGCCCAGCCUGCCGGUGCUCCCGGCGGCGGGCGAGCACGCGAACGCGGCGGGCGCCGGGCCCCCCGACGAAGGCUUCCCCGCGCUGGCCCGGGAGCGGGGCGCGGGCGGGGCGCAGGCGGCGGGCGCGGGCGGCGGGGGCGCGGGCGGGGGCCCCGGGGGCGGCGGCUGCGGCAGCUGCUGCCCGGGCGGCCUGCGGCGGAGCCUGCUCCUGCACGGCGCGCGCAGCAAGCCCUACUCGUGCCCCGAGUGCGGCAAGAGUUUCGGCGUGCGCAAGAGCCUCAUCAUCCACCACCGCAGCCACACCAAGGAGCGGCCGUACGAGUGCGCCGAGUGCGAGAAGAGCUUCAACUGCCACUCGGGCCUCAUCCGCCACCAGAUGACGCACCGCGGCGAGCGGCCCUACAAGUGCUCCGAGUGCGAGAAGACCUACAGCCGCAAGGAGCACCUGCAGAACCACCAGCGGCUGCACACGGGCGAGCGGCCCUUCCAGUGCGCGCUCUGCGGCAAGAGCUUCAUCCGCAAGCAGAACCUGCUCAAGCACCAGCGCAUCCACACGGGCGAGCGGCCCUACACGUGCGGCGAGUGCGGCAAGAGCUUCCGCUACAAGGAGUCGCUCAAGGACCACCUGCGCGUGCACAGCGGCGGGCCCGGGCUCGGCGCCCCUCGGCAGCUCCAGGCGCCGCCCGAGCACGACUAGGGCUGGGCUGGGGGAGGGCAGGGCCCGGAGGCGGGAGCAGGGGGGCGGGGGGAGGUGGGGGGGCGGGCCUGGGGGGGCGGCCGGAGCGCCCCUGAUCCUGCCCCUGGUUCUCGGCGCGCCUUCCCUCCCUCUAUCUGCCACCUGCUGGAAAUUGGGAAGAGGAGUUGCACUCCAGACGGGGUCCCCCAAGGCCCCCUAGACCUGUCUGGCCUAAAUGGAUGGCCAGCUCAUCUCGUAGGGUGGACCAAGGGGCCGGCUGAGCGUCUUCCCUCAGGGAAGGUGCCAGAACGGACGGUGAGGGGGCGAGAGGCUUCGGGCAUCCCCCUCAGACACCGAGCGUGCCCGUUUGGCCACUGGAGUCCCGGUUUGUGAUCGGGGGAAGCAACUAGGGAGUCUCAGAAGCCCUCUGAGAUAAAUGAGGUCCUACGGUUAAGAGAUGCUGAGUAAGGAAGCAGAAGUGUGACGAGGAGAUGAGGAACGGGCUAAGGGGUAACAUCUCUGAUGACAGCACUGCCUCGCGUUCUAAUAGCGCUUUAGACUUUUUUAAACGUGUUUUCUAUCCGUUACCCGUUUUCACCCUUAGCCUGUCCCUCUGAGGUACGUGGGGUAGGAUUGUCCCUACUGCGAAAAGAGACCCAGGUGGAUGGUUUGCCAGGACGACACAAGAAGAGAGCCGCGGGGCUGGGACCAGGGCUCCUGACCCCAGUGCAGUGUCCCCCACCACACACACUGCCUACCUCCCAUGUCUGAGAGACUUCUGUGGCCUGGCCUUUCUUGUUCUCUCUCUCCUGUCUCCUUCCCCUGAGCCGCCAAAACUCAGAAGCAGCAGGGGGCCAGCUCCCGGGGUUUCUGGGGGUUGGGGGACCCAUCAGCAGCUACACAAUGCCCUGGGUUGUGCAUCUGAAAGGCUCUUCCUGUGUAGGCAUUCCUGGGCAGGAGGUCCCUCCCCAAGCCUGUCCUUCCCACCUCCAGUCCUUCAAUCUGGUGCAGCAUCUUUUCACUGCCCAGGAGUGACCCAGCCCUCCGAGGCAGCUGGUGCCCUGGGUCAGACCUCACUUUGUUGAUUUAUUCCAGUUUCCCCAGGGCCAAGGGGUGAGGGAGAGGCUCCUGCUGCUGGAGCAGCCAUCAAAGAAGCGAGUCUCUUCCCAGGAGGGCCGGGCAAGUGGGUGCUAGAGUCUGAGAGCCUCAGUCUCCUGCCCUGAGCCUCCCAACUGGUGCUAUCUGUUAACUGACCAUGCUCAAGGACAUGGACACAGACCCUAUUCUGCCCCAGACCCUGCAGGCGCCUCGGGAGGCGCCCAAAGGACUCCCUUGAGUUGGUGCAUCUGCUCCGUGGUCCUGAGGGGCCGUGGUCUCCAUUUCUGCAUCUUGCAUGACCAGGCACUGGGAUGGGGUGGCGCGCCCCAAGACCCUUGUUUGUGUCAAGAAUGACUUUUCCUGCUCCUCCCAUCGAUCCUGCUUCUCUCCCAGUUCAGGGAGCACAGUGAGCAGCCGGCACCCGGCGCCACGUUUGUGAGCAUUCUGCUUCCACCCUUCCCCUCAUCUGCGCCGCUCUGCUUUCCUCAGACCCCUUUUUGCCAUGCAAAGGGAAUUCUCGAAAUUAAAUAAACGGUGUCCAGAUUGCAGACUGCAUUUUCACAAGGCCAGAGGGUUCUGCAGCGUGGCUCCGUAAUGAGCUGGAAUCCAACUAACUGGGGUUUUUUUUUUUCCCCCUUCCUUCUGCUUUCUAAGAAGAGGAGUUGAGAAGUUAAACAGACAAAUUCAAUGGAAUUUUUGUUUGUUUGGGGUUUUUUUUAGAGCAGAAGGGAACACUCUAGUCCAGUGUUUUGGUUGGGAGGAGGCAGUAUUCUGCUUUAAAAAGUAUAUGCAGGAAAUCAAUAUUUUCAUAAUCUAAAUCACAGAGAAUAAGACCAACAGUUUUUUCUUAAUUUUUUAAAUUAAUUUAUUUUUGUGGCUGUUGAGAGUGUGAAAGGGGAGAAAUUCCAUUUGAGACGUGGGUUUGGAACACCUGAACACAUAGCUGGAGUCCCUCCCUUUAGUUUAACCUCAAGGAGCUGAUUCCCAAAGAGGGUUAGUGACUGAGCCAGAGAGAGGGCCAGGGCCAUCUGGUUCCCACAUCCUGGUCUGGCGGAUGCUGCCACACCAAGUGUCCCCUCAGCUACACUGGGAGACACCCCAGCCUCCAGCACUGGCCUUGGACAUGUCCUAGAGUGAGCUCCACCCCUGGAGCUGAUCAGAGGUGGUGACACUCGGUGUGGACCUCUACCAGGGAGCAGAGGUCCUUAUUGAAGCAGGACAAAGGUCAAGGGUCCUGCUUUGAAGGUGGAUUUUUAUUUUCCUUCUGAUAAUGUGUUAAUUAAAGUUAACUAUUUUAAUUUAAAAAAUGCAUGCAGUAAAAAUUUAAAUGGUAAAAAAACAAAAAAAGACACAAGAGUAAAACUCUUUCCUACCAGACUCCCUGUUGAGAGAUACCCAUGCUAAGAGCUUCUUAUAUGUCCUUCCAGAACUGGAGAAGUCAAGGCUCGGAGGAUGAGUUGGAUGGGGCAGAGGGAGAGGAGACAGGAGGCAAUGUGGGAUGAAGAUGAAACAUGGCAGGGAGGCAGUAAUUGGGAUUGUAAGACAGGAGACUGGCCUGGUCAUACUCAGGAUGUGAGGAAGUUGUAGGUGAUGUAGUUUCAAGGUGAGUCAAGGCCAGGCCAUGGAAGGCCUUGAAUGCCAAGACUAUUCCAUAGACAAGCUAUCAAUUAGCCUGGGAUCUGCUGUGCCACAGAUCCCUCAUAGCCACCUUAGAACUCUUUAGGAGCCCAGGGGUGCCUGGCUGGCUCAGUCGGUAGAGCAUGGGACCCUUGAUUGCGGGGUCAAGCCCCAUGUUGGGUGUAGAGAUGACUUAAAAAACUUUUGUUUUUAAGAUUUUAUUUAUUUGAAAGAGAGAGAGCACGAGCAGCCAGGAGAGGGAGAAGCAGGCUCCCCACUGAGCCGGGAGCCCAACGUGGGGCUUGAUCCCAGGACCCUGGGACCGUGAUCUGAGCCGAAGGCAGACGCCCCUAAAAAAUCUUUAGAUGCCCAGAGUGUAUAGCUCUGAGAGGUCAGAGGAGUGAAAAUGUUAGUCUUGAGACAGCAAGUUUAAGCUGGACACCACUGAAAAUGAACAAUGACAAGGGAACAGUUCUCUUACAAUCAAGGUUUUGGGCACCAUAACUGGCUCUCUCAGAUCUGGUCCCAGAAUAUUGGGUGUUGGAGAGUGAGGGGAAGGAGGGAACUUCACACUGGGCUCAAGAUGAACUAGCCUAGGACUAUAUUUAACGGUUUUGGUUUAUCCGAUUGUUAGAAAAACAUGCCACCAGAGCAUCCUAUCAGCCUGGGGCCCUGAACAGGACCAUUUGGGGGAUGCAAUGGCUGGCAUUCCAUCUGCCGCUGACUCAGGGAGCCAUUGUGGGGGGAUAUUUCUAAAAGGGUAAUUUUUUUUAAAGGUUUUAUUUAUUUGAGAGAGAGAGAGCAUGAGCAGGGAGGAGAGGGAGAAGCAGGUCCCCUGCUGAGCAGGGAGCCUGACACAGGCCUGGAUCCAAGGACCCUGGGAUCAUGACCUGCAAUGAAGGCAGACACUUAACCGACAGCCACCCAGGCUCCCCUAAAAGAGUAGUUCUUGAGAAGAGGGAUCUUGGGUGUGAGAAUCUCACUCCCCUCUCCUGGCCCACACCAUCCUGUGAGGUUCCCAUAGGUCCCCUUCCAUAAGAGUCUUAAUUCUAGUGUGAUGCUGGCACUGUGUCCUAAAGGUUGAGCACCUCUAUUCAAAUCUCUUGAGAUGUAUUUUAAACCAACAUCAUCCCCUGGCAUAGGAAUUUCUGUAGGUUUUCUUUCUCCUGUUAAAAGAGAAAACUGCCUUUGAUUUGUAUCCCGUUCAAGAUUCAAGGGAGAUCCCAUAUCCAGUCUUAGAAGUGAAAGCCAGUGUAGGUUACUUGGGUGUCCCCACAACUUCCAUCCCUAUGGGGCCAAUAUCCUUUGACCAUAAAAUGACUUGAGUCCCCAGUCAGCAGCCCCUGCCCCAUAUCUCAAGGAUGUGGGGGUGAGGAGGGGAGUGGGAGAGGGAGAAGCAGGUUUCCCGCUGAGCGGGGAGCCCGAUGCGGGGCUCGAUCCCAGGACCCUGGGAUCAUGACCUGAGCCAAAGGCAUAUGCUUAACGACUCAGCGCCCCUAGAUUUUACGUUAAUACAUUCAAAAUUCAAAAUGGAUAAAAGGAUGUGCAGAAGAAAACAAAAAAACUCCUUGUCACCCAGUCACCCAGUUCCUCUACCUGACGCUGACUAGUCAACUAUGGAGAAAGGGGAAGUUUCUGGAAGGAAGCUGGAAUCCUUCACAGAUUCAAAGGAACAGUUGAACGACCAAUCCUAGCAGAGAGAAUAAUGUGUCUCUCAUCUCUGCUCCUUUUCUGUAUGUUGGGAUCAUUCUUUAAAACCAACUUAAACUCCAAGAAAUGGGGACAAGACUCUACCUGACUCAUACAUUUAUAGCUUCACUACAGAGGAAAUUAACCUGUCCCCUCAGCUCUAGUUAGAAAGAUCCCAGGGAAGAGCUCUGAUUGGUUCAGCUUAAUCAUAUGCCCACCCCUGGCUCAAUUACUGUGGCCAGGAGGCUAGGAUGCUAUGAUUGGACUGGCUUGAGUCAGAUGCCCACCCUUCAUGGAACAAGAUGGCAGCACCCAUUCUAAGUACAUGGCUAGAGCCCAGGGAGGAGCUGUCCCCGAAGAGAAAGAGGUGCAUCUAUGCCCAGGAGAAGGGAAAAGUGCUAGGUUGACAAAGCUAACAGAUGUCCACUGCCUGUGGACACACUGUGUCAACUGUCCGCUGUGUCCAUACACACAUAUAUGGGGGGCAGGGGUGGUGUGCAGCUGGAACCAAGAUAUAUUCAUUCCAGGAGUCUCACGGACCUGGAGGCCUGCAGGGGGGCACGCUCCCCAGGAGGUUAUUUAUGUGAGAGAAGGAUCACAAAAGACCUGGUCCCUGCCAUCUAGAGACUUGUGGGAUAAUAAAGGGACGAGAAUAGAAAGGGUUUCAACUAGAAUAAAACCAUGGUCCAUAAACUUUCUCGAGUAAAAAAAAGUUUGGGCAUACAUAUAUGUACAUAUAUAUGUUAAUAUGUAUGCUAUAAAUCAUAUGCACAAUAGAACAUUUAAAGGACAAGAGAAAUAUUUUUAAGGCAUUAUUUUAAACUUAAUUUGUAUUAUAUGUGAUUCAAAGGAUACUUUCUCCUGUCACUAGAAACGAGGAUGUGGGUAAGAUAAUGUCUAAGGUCAGUUUCAGCUCUGAAUGUUAACGUUCAUAUUUUAUAGACACAGAUGACAGGUUACAAGUACUAAGUACAUUUUCUCGAGUCCUUUAAUACCACUGCCACCAAUGGGAAUAAUUAUGAGCCUUAUUUAAAAGUUUAUUUAAAGGCCCAAGCCGGGCGCCUGGGUGGCUCAGUUGGUUAAGCGACUGCCUUCGGCUCAGGUCAUGAUCCUGGAGUCCCUGGAUCGAGUCCCACGUCGGGCUCCCUGCUCGGCAGGGAGUCUGCUUCUCCCUCUGACCCUCCCCCCUCUCAUGUGCUCUCUCUCUCAUUCUCUCUGUCAAAUAAAUAAAUAAAAUCUUUAAAAAAAAAAAAGGCCCAGGUCAAGAUCUGAGUGUCAUUGGGAAAGGACAAAUGGGAAGCUUCUAAGAGACACAACAAGGUAACAUUUAUGUUGGUGAAUUCACUGCAGCUCAAGGUUUGGACCUUGCAACAGCAAAACAUACCAAAAUGAGAAAUCGCUGGUCACUGAGUGCUUGCUAUACGCCAGGCAUUCAGUGACGCGAGCAUUUGACUUACACUUGUGAUUUCUUUUAAUCCCAUCAACAACCCAAGGAUGCGAUGUUUGUAUUCUUCGUGGGAAGACACUGAAGCCGAGGGAGCAUACACCACACCACUUAGUGACGGAAGGAGCCGGAACACAAAGAUUAAUAGUGAUCAGGAGCACUUUUUGAACCCUUCACCUGACAGGCACUGUUCUAAGCACUUGAACUAACUCAUUUAAUCUGCACAGCAACUCUGAGCUAUGUGCUAUUAUUAUUGCUCACUAAUAAUGAGGAAAUGGAGAUGCCAAGAAGUUAAUGACUUGUCCACAUCUAGUAAGUGGGAGAGACCAAUGGUCUCGCUUUUCCCUUCCCUUCCUUUCUUCCUUCCUUCCUUCCUUCCUUCCUUCCUUCCUUCCUUCCUUCCUUCCUUCUUUCUUCCUCUCUCGCACUCUCUCUCUCUCUCGAUAUCAGUAUAGAUACUAUUAUUUUGCCCCAAGUUUUAAAACAUUUGCAAUUUGAAAAAAUGGUUUCUUUUCUUUUUACUGAUUCAACAAUUCCCUGUUACUCAGUGCUUAUCAAGAUAAGUGUGUUCUUAAUCCUCUUCACCUAUUUCACCAAUCCUUGGCUCUGCUUUCUAAAGCAUCAUGCACACCAUCUCUGCAAGCCCAUGAAAUUCAGACCAGUGCCUGGUGCUUCCUCCUUUGCACACUGGAAAUUUUAUCUAAAUAUUUUCCCAGUGUUCCAGGCUCAGAGUCAGGGGUGCUGAAUCAUCGUGACUCUCAAGAGACUGAUGGAUAAGCCAGAGCAUCAGUUUAAUAAUUUCCAGGGGUGGACUGGACAUUUGUAUCAGCCUGACCUGCACAUUGUCUCCCAGUAGCUACACGGGAACCUGCAUCAUCAGACUACCUGGUGAACACAGAAACUGCUAAUGACCCCAGUACCCAGUAUCCUAUGUCCUGAUAUGUCUGUCUCCACAGAUAUGAUACAUUUUUCUCUGUGUCUGACAGUAAGUUUUUGUUGGUCUGAGAAAGUAGGUCAGACCCUAGACAUAUCUCAGUGGCUGACUGGUUUCCUCAGCUUGACCCAUCUUUUCUUUAUUUUUUAUUUUAUUUUUUUAAAGAUUUUAUUUAUUUCACAGAGACACAGUGAGAGAGGGAACGCAAGCAGGGGGAGUGGGAGAGGGAGAAGCAGGCUUCCCCCGCCAAGCAGGGAGCCCGAUGUGGGGCUUGAACCCAGGACCCUGGGAUCAUGACCCAAGCCGAAGGCAGAUGCCCAACGAUUGAGCCACCCAGGCGCCCCCCAUCUUUUCUUUAGAUGUAUUAAUAAUCCGGUCAGUCUCCUAUUGAUCUGGUUGCUGUGGACAUUAUGCCUUCUCCUGGAGGUGACUUUACCUACCCUUAUUCUCUGGUUCACCAUUCAAUCAUCCAAAGAUAUUUAUGAGCACUUCAGUGUGCAAGAAAUGUUAUAUACUGUGGAGGGACAUUUUAGUGAAAGGGACACAUCACUAUCAUGUAAACUGAUGAAAAAAUUAAGUUAUUUUGGUUAGUGAUAGUGCUGUGAAAACUUUUGAUCGGAGAAUCAGGAUUGAGUGUUGGGAUGGAGAAGGGUGUUGGACUGUAGGCAGAGUGGACGGGAAAUGUCUCUCUGAGGAGAUGCAGUCUGAACUGAGCCCUGCAUGCUAAGAAGGAGCCAGUCUGUUGAUUUUUUUUUUUAAAGAUUUUAUUUAUUUGACACAGAGAGACACAGUAAGAGAGGGAACACAAGCAGGGGGAGUGGAAGAGGGAGAAGCAGGCUUCCCGCGGAGCAGGGAGCCCGAUGCGGGGCUCGAUCCCAGGACCCUGGGAUCAUGACCUGAGCUGAAAGCAGAUGCUUAACGACUGAGCCACCCAGGUGCCCCCAGUCUGUUGAUCUUAAGAGUUUAGUUCUCAGGGGAAGUGCUUCGGGACUGUAAUUCGAAGUGGAAGUUCAUUGCCUGUCUCUGUAGAGACCAUGUGGUACAAAUUAGGCAAGUAUGGUUGCAGUAGUGUUUUGUAUUGGGUGAUCCAAAUGGAAAUGCAGCCAUGCUUUCCAAAUCAAAAUUCCGAACUCAUCAUUUAACAGUAACAUGUGGACUGGAUUAAACAUUUGAAAUCAGGGCUAUCUUGGAUUUUCCAAGGCAUGUGAUUACCGUAAUUAAUAGGAUACAAUGGGUUGGCCUGGGCACCUUGACCCCACACUGUUGAUGUAGAAAGUGUAUUUCCAGUUUCUUUCUUUCUUUCUUUUUUUUUAAGAGAGAGUGAUAGAGUAUGAGCAGGGGGAAGGGCAGAGGCAGGGGCAGAGGGAGAAGCAGGCCCUUCCACAGAGCGGGAAGCCCAAUGUGGGGCUCCACCCCAGGACCCUGAGAUCAUGACCUGAGCCAAAGGCAGAAGCUUAACCAACUGAGCCACCCAGGAACCCCAUGUAUUUCUGGUUUCUAGAAAGCCACAUAACAGAUGAACAAAUGGAAUAAAACCACAUGUCAUUUGGCACCAUAUCUUUUUUCCCCAAGUAAAUUACAUAUUCUUCCCUCAGAGCAAAGUGUGACUUUUUUUUUAAUUUUUAAAGAUUUUUAUUUAUUUAUUUGAGAGAGAGAGAAUGAGAGAGAGCAAGCACAUGAGAG